CCGGGGGCGGGCACAGCGCCUCCGCCGCGCGGGUCCCCGGGCGCUGGUUGGGGGCGCUCCCGUCCCUCUCCCCCCGCCCCACCCCCGCCGAUGGGCCGGCCCGGCUCUCCCUGCCGAGAAAUGGGCCGGCCCGGCUUGCGCGCGGGCAGCGGCGACGACGACGACGGCGGCAGCGGCGGCGGCGGCAGCCCAAGAUGGCGGAGCUGCAGCUGGACCCGGCGAUGGCGGGGCUGGGAGGGGGCGGUGGGAGCGGGGUGGGCGACGGAGGCGGCCCAGUCCGCGGGCCUCCCAGCCCACGCCCGGCUGGCCCCACGCCCCGCGGGCACGGCCGCCCGGCCGCCGCCGUCGCGCAGCCACUGGAGCCCGGUCCCGGACCCCCCGAGCGGGCAGGGGGCGGCGGCGCGGCCCGCUGGGUCAGGCUGAACGUGGGAGGCACCUACUUCGUGACCACCAGACAGACGUUAGGCCGGGAGCCCAAGUCUUUCCUCUGCCGCCUCUGCUGCCAGGAGGACCCGGAGCUGGACUCAGACAAGGAUGAGACGGGGGCAUAUCUGAUUGACAGGGACCCCACCUACUUUGGUCCUAUCCUGAACUACCUCCGCCAUGGGAAACUCAUCAUUACUAAGGAGUUGGCAGAAGAAGGUGUGCUAGAGGAAGCGGAGUUUUACAACAUCGCGUCCCUUGUGCGGCUGGUUAAGGAAAGGAUACGGGACAAUGAGAACAGAACUUCACAAGGCCCCGUGAAACAUGUGUACAGAGUCCUGCAGUGUCAAGAAGAGGAGCUCACACAGAUGGUCUCCACGAUGUCCGACGGGUGGAAAUUCGAACAGCUCAUCAGCAUCGGAUCUUCCUAUAACUAUGGCAAUGAGGAUCAGGCAGAAUUCCUCUGUGUUGUCUCCAGAGAACUAAAUAACUCUACCAAUGGCAUCGUCAUAGAGCCGAGCGAAAAGGCGAAGAUUCUGCAGGAGAGAGGAUCACGAAUGUAAACUAAGACCCCGAAACUCCAGACCUUCAGGAGAGCAGUCAGCAGAGCCCCUCUGUGAAGUGAAACCUCACUCCUGUCCAGUGACUGAACCACUGCAAAGCACAGCUGAGCCUGGCCCCCUGUGAAGAAGUGUUCUGGUCAAAACUAAAGGAACUCCCUCGCCACCCGCAGGACUCUGAAGACAGAUGCGACUUCUGGCUGCAGAAUACCUUUUCAGAAACCCGUUUUCAUUUUCUUAGCCAGUAUUAGAACAGAUCUUUACAACAGCAGCUGGGCUGGGUUCCCGUUCAGAGCCUUUUGGGAAUCUGGGGGAUGAGAGAAACCGCCUGCACUUUUAGGAAGGUGGAGCAAAGGAAAGAGGAUUGUUCCUGCCCUGUGCCAUGGUUUCACCCUAUGUGUGCCACAUUGGACGUUAGCAGCUGCUUUGGAACACCGCCCCUCCUGUGCGCCCUCAAAGACCUGCAGCAGAUGCAAAGGGUUCUAGCUGCAAUUUGUCGAAUUGAGGUUUUAGGUAAAGCAUAGAGAUGCCAUAGCACACCACAUUCCCAUCAAUAGAGCCUCCAAGGAAAGGGAGAAUGGGGUGUCCUUUAUUGUAUUGAUCAUUUCUCUGGAUUUGGGGCUCUCAGCUGCUGCCACGUGCAGCUUUGCCUCAGUUUUCUCCAGCAGCCAGGACCCUCUGGAGAGCUUGCUUUCCCUCCAGUAGGAGGUUUGAGACAGGCAGCUUCCUGCCCUGAGUCAGCCAGCCAAGCAGGAGCUGUGGGAGCUGUGGGAGCUGGCGGAACUGCGCCUGCAGCCUCUCGUCCCCAUUGACCCUGUUACCUUCCCUGGCUUUUUCAACUGGACCAAAGAUGAAGGGACUUAACGGACCUUUUGAUGGCUUGGGGUGGGGAAGGCUGUUUCUUUGAAAGUUGCCAAAUGUGUUACGCUGUUUUAUCUCAAAGAGUUGUUAUUUCUGUGACUGUCUCUUGGAAAUGCCUUGACUGAAUGUGCAAUAUUUGUGUCUCUUCUUGGCUUCUGACCUUGACAAACCUGCUUCCCUCUGUGCUGUCCCCAGUGGUGUGUAUAUGUGUGCUAGACAGCCUGAGGACCCCUUGUGUGUCUGACCUUCCCUCACCAUUACUUCCUUUUCUGGAGUGCCAUGCUGGCAAGGAUCCAGGGUGGCAGCGCUCUCCUUCGGGCUGUGUCUGCAGAGUUUGUGUCCACACUUUUCUCUCCGAGCGUCCGGGUCUUGCUGAGCAGUCGUGGAAUGCAGUGAAGCCAGGGGACCCUGUCUGACCUCGAUAACUUUCAGUAGCAUAGCAGAUGGCAUGGAGAAGGGGAAGGGGCUCUGGAACUGCUCUUGUGAAAGCUGCCUCGAGCCAGGCUCUCCUGCCCACCUUCAGAGGCUAUGUCCUCUGUUCCACAGCGCACCUGCUUGCCAGGUGCGUCUGGGUAGUAAUUUCUGGAAAUGACUAUGCCAAACGUCUUUAGCUUCUGACCUAACCAUGCCCAGAUGGCUUAACUUCUCCCUAGGAUCCUCACUCUCCUUGUUCCUCUGUAUCUGUAGCAUAGCACAGAACCCGGUAUACAGGGGUUUCUGCUGACACAUCAGUGUCUACACACCUGUGCGCCACGUUUUACAGCUGUAAAAUGUUAGAUGAACUGCCACCCUCAGUAAAAGCAGCCACCCCUUCAAAAGAGUCACAGGCAUCCAUCCAGUCCUAUCUUUCAGGAAAAAAAAAAAAAAAAAAGAUUUAGUGAUUUAGAUGUAGCCAAGGAAAGUAGCAAUUGCGGGAAGGACUGCUCUGAGCCGAGGAGGGGGGACUUCGGAAGAGGUGGGUGCUCCUUGGCCAGGUCCAGUGAGUAACGUCAGACCGACAGGAGGAAAGCAGCUUCCACUGGGGUCUUGUGCCUGUCUGCUUUCCUGGGACAUGCCUGAUGAUCAGCGCGGGCUGGGGCUCCUAGUCCCAACCCCAGCUUUCUCACCAGGUUCAGCAAGGAGGCCUGGCGGGCAGACACCAAUGUCCAGCACCUCCUAAGGGCGCCGUUUCCUUCCUUCCUCUUCUCGGAUUCCACAUUUGCCCCGGUGAAAAGACUGCAAUUGAGCCCUGAGCCACCUGCUCCGGGCAAUGGGAGUGAUAUUUCCGCCCUCUGGGGGGGCUGGUGUUCACCAAGUUUCCCUCCUCGCUGCAACCCAAUGACAACUGUAUUGUUCCAGCACUCCAAGACUCUGAGGCCAGUUGGUUUCUUCAGAUUUCUGGGAGCAUUGUUCACCCACACCCUUUAGGAACCAGGCUGGUGUUCUUGCUUGAAAGCCUUGUGCCCUCAGAGUGUCUGGCUAAUCACGUCAGAGAGGUCUGUGUGGCAGUUUGGGGCUGUCACGUGACCAGUGACCCACACUCUGUGCUGCCCAGUAUUGCCAAGUGGGGAGGGGCCUGCCUUUUUCUCUGCCCUCGGUCUGGGACGCAGGUAAUGCCAGCCAGGUCCAGGAGCGCCCAGCAUCCCUCAAGCAAUGACACAGUAGCACUGAUUCUGUCUUUUCCUCAGAAUCUGGCCUUUUUCCAUGACAGUGAGGUGGGGCCCGGCCUCCUCUAAAGUGGCUUCCUUUCUGCACAGUUGUAACUGCUCUGGGGGUGUCAGCGAGGCUGGGGGCGGGGAGCCACAGGAUGCUGAGGAGGAGGCCCAAUAGGACACCCUCACCCUCCAGUGCGGCCUUUGAUCCGGACCUUCGGGACGAGGCUGUCACUGGUAGGUACCCUCUGUUCCUGUUUGUGUGUUUAAAUAGUCUGAAAUGCUGUGACUUUUUUUUUUUUUUUUUUUUGUCAAUACAAAUAGGAAAUAAACUUGUGAAUCUC
This is a messenger RNA of Saimiri boliviensis boliviensis (Bolivian squirrel monkey), 3819 nucleotides long. It is a transcript of the gene KCTD2, whose product is annotated as potassium channel tetramerization domain containing 2. Gene Ontology annotation, biological process: proteasome-mediated ubiquitin-dependent protein catabolic process; protein homooligomerization. Gene Ontology annotation, molecular function: cullin family protein binding. Lineage: Eukaryota; Metazoa; Chordata; Mammalia; Primates; Cebidae. Gene Ontology annotation, cellular component: cytoplasm; Cul3-RING ubiquitin ligase complex. The record is from RefSeq and is a predicted model, not a curated record.